UUCAGAGUAAAUUGGAGGUUUUCUCGUUUUUCAUCAUGAUGAUGAUCGGUUCGUCUCAAAGUUUUGUGACAUUUUCGCGACUUUAUUAUUAGAAAAAAUAUCCGACAAACGCCAAUGUUUAAUCGUUAAUUGAAAAGAACAAUAAUAACAUUCCAAUUGUAUUUAAAUCGCGAGUUCUAACCUCAAAAUAACAAUCCAAAUGACAAGGUGAAAAAGAAUUGAUUCGCGGGGUGCCGAAUUAAAUAAGUGUGUGUAAGUGUUGUGAGUGUAUAUUUUGAAGGGGGAAGAAGAGAAAAAUUUAGUUAGUGAAAGAUUGAUAAAAUCGAGAGUUUUGUAAAUUUUAAUUGUUUCUAAUAAAUGUUUGGAUGAAAACUGAAUGUGGAGUACGAUCUCACGCCUUUUGGGCAAUAAAGGAAAAAACGAAAAUACAAAUCUUGACCGUGUGGAUAAAAAGUUAAACGAAGCUGUCGAUGUUUUCGAUAAAAUGGAACGAAAUAAAGGAUUUGGUGAAUCGCCAGCUGGAGGAGGUGAUCCUGGACAUCUUUCAGAAUCCUAUGAAUCACGUCAGGCCAAACAACGUGCCUCCGUAAAAUGGCUCUUAUCGAAAGCGUACAGCAAUAAUGUCCCGAUUAAACUCCGGGAGCCAUAUUAUCGAGAUCAUGAGGAUCAAGAACACCUGAAACCGCAAAUUGUUCAAGCACUUUCCAAUGCGGAACUCUAUUGUAUGGCAUUGGCCAGCAUUUAUUCUGACCCGAAUUACAACAAUCAGAAUCAUUCGGGAAUUCUCCAGGCACUUGCCCGUAAGGGCGUUUUUGUUUCGGAGCCAAAUAACACCCAAAUCACUGAGACGAUCCUCAUACAAAAUUCGCCGCUCAAAAUGUCGGCGCACAUGGCUGUGAUAGAAGGACUAAUGAUACUCUACGCCAAGGAGGUGGUGAUGGGCGAGCAGGUGGUCUCGGCGAUAAGACGGUUCGACCCCCUGGCGAACGUGGAGGUGCCAGUGGACCACGAGAAGGGCCUGCUGCUCUGGAUCAGCCACGCGUCGCAGGCGCUCAUCGGGAAGAUACAGACGGAGGAGGACGGCGCCGGCGACAAGACGCGGCUGCCCGAGCUGCCGACGGCGAAGGACUUCCAGGCGUUGUGCGACGGCGUGGGCCUGGCCGCCGUCGUCGCACUCUACUGUCCCGGCGAACUCAACUGGAUGCAGAUCCGCGUCUCGAAGAGGCCGUCGGUCGCCGAUGCACUGCAUAAUUUGUCACUGGUGCACAGCUUCUGUUCUCGGUGCUUGCCUUAUGCGAUUUUUCAUAUGCAACCCGAGGACGUCACUUAUAUGCGAGGAUCAAUGAAACAAAAUCUGGUGGUUUUUCUCGCUGAUAUGUACAAUGCUUUGGAACUAAAUUCAGCCGAGUGUGUACGUUAUCCUGGUAAAGAAAGAGCUCAUCAAUUUGUAGAUGUUCCAAAACCAUUGACGACAAUGACAGUGAAGAAGUCACAAUCCUUGCAACAAACUGCCGAGAGUCAUUCCUUCCAAGACAGAAGAGGCGACGAAAGUUUUGUCGUGCAUCGAAUGAAGGGCGUGCCAACUUUGAGUUCGGUAGCCGAUGAGAAGAGUAUCGCGAGAGCAGAAGCCGCCGGUCGGCCUAGUAAUUGGGAAGAUCAACGACGAACUUCCUACGGAGGCAGACGCUCUAGGAGGAACAGCGUUUCCGACGAUUCUCAACUUACAAUUGAAAAUUUUGGCGGAUCACAGGACAACAUUCACAAUUUCGGCAGGAAUCCGGACAAGGAAAUGGGCGUUGUGACAAUGGGAAAGAGAAUAAUUGCCGAGCCAACAUUACCGGCGCGCUCCAGCGUUCAGGACGUCUAUGGAAGUGGAGUUCAAUUAAUUUUGUCCGACAAUGGUUACAACAAUGACGAACAACAACCAUUUUCACGUCUUCGUCGUCAUCCCUCAAAUACGAGUCUCGAUUCGGUUGCAUUGAAAAAUAGUCCAUCGCUGGUGCAACAUUCGAGUAGGGACAACAGUGAGAAAGUUAUUGAUAAUAAUGAGCCGACAAUGACGACAUUGGCGUCAGGCGUCACCGAUUCAAUGACAAAACUCGCGAGUUUUGCAAAUUUAAAUCGACAGAGUUCGGAGAAGGGCAUCAAUUUCAAUUACAUGGAACAGGAGCGCGAGCAGGAGGCGGCGGCGGCGGCAAUUGUCAAGUCGAAUAUCGCCAAUAAGAAGCAUGGGCAAACUAAUGGCAAUGGUUUUGCUGAGAAGAAGACGACUUUUGCGACUCUGCCGAAUACAACCACGUGGCAGCAGCAGAGCAGUCAGCAGAAUCAGCAGAGCGAGAGUCAUUCUGGUGACGAUCCGAGCAACAAUACAGUGAUGGCGUCGCAAUUAAAUAAUAUUAGACUGAAAUUGGAGGAGAAGAGGCGACACAUUGAAAAUGAAAAACGACGAAUGGAAAUUGUAAUGUCAAAGCAAAGGCAAAAAGUUGGAAAAGCUGCAUUUCUUCAAGCCGUCACUAAGGGUAAAGUAAAAUCACCCGCUUCAUCGGCUUCUGGAGGUGAUAGUCCUGUGGAUGUGGGUCCUCCCAAUCAAAUAAAUUCAUGUUCUGUCGGUGAAUCGCCAAUUAACGCCGAGGCAUCAUCGAUUCACCAACAAAUUACACAAGACAAGCCUCAACGUCCCUUCUCACUCAAGGAAAUUAGCGAAGAUGUCAGAGAUGUUGAGCACAAAUGGCUCGAGCAAGAUGGAAGUGCGCCUUUCGUGGAAACGCGACGCACUCCCGAUAUUGAGAAUAUGGAUCUUGAACAAUAUCAUCAGUCCAUUUCACAGAUGAACACCAGUUUAAGUGAAAUUCACUCGGACAUUCAGCGUCUCGCGAGUCAACAAAAUCAAAUUCAACAACAACAUUUAAUGACUCAACACCAACAACAAAUGCAACAGCAACUUCAACAAUUGCAAAGUUUCAGUCAACAGCAUUUACAGCAGGGUUACAGUGUACCGUCUCCAAAUUCAAUGACAGCGAGGAUUCAAGAUCCGCAACAGUCGCAAUUUUAUCUCCACGACCAGCCACAACAACUGCCAAGAAGAACAUGGGGUUCGCCAUUACCUGCUCAAAGUCUCGCCAAUGAAAUGGCCGCCGUUAGUUUUCAAUCGCCAGUCGAUCCUCGUUUUAAUACACAGUCAAUCGUUUAUCAACAAGAUCCGCGAAUAUAUCAGGACACAAGAUCGUGGGGUGUGCAUCACCUACCUCAACAAAAGGGCUUCGUCCUUCACGACGCUACCCAGGAGCAGCGCUAUCUCAAUGGCGGUGAUCAUAGUCUCUGCAAUAAUCAAAUAAGUCACACAGCUUCCGGUUAUCCGACGUCGUCGUCGUCCUCGUCGGUUUUCAAUCAAACGCCACCACCUUCUGCUAGUCCCCAGCAUCGAAACGCUGUCCAUCGAAUAAGUCAGUUGAUGAGCGAUACACCGGAAAUAAAAAGGCCGACAAUUCAUCAUGUUCCAAUUACCUGCGAGAGUCCCACGGAAAAACGGCAAAUUUCAUCGGUACACAGUUCCGUUCCUGCACCACCAGUCGACGAUAUGGAACCGCAAAAUAUUUCCUUUAUCGGCAAUGACGAGGACCUCUCGCAGGACAUAAGAAAGCACAUAACCUCAGGCAGUCGAACCUACAGGAUACCAUCGCCAAUGAGGCCUUCAAUAUCGCGGAAUUCCUUCCAGCCUCCGUCGUCACUGCGCGAAACAACGCCGCCGCCACAAACAACUUUGGUGCCCGAAGUGGCGCUGAACGAAAGCCGAGACGACAAUGCCGAGAAGGGCUUCUACAUUUCCUUCGACAAUGACGCGCCAAAGAAGCCGAAGCCAACGCUGCGGCAGAAGAAGGCGUCGCCGAAGAAGGAGCAGCGCACCAUGUCGCAGUACAGCGAGAAUGCACUCGACGAUUAUUCCUCGAAUUUUUUAUCGUCGCGCGCUGAGUCGCCGUCCGUCGAGAGGCACUUGAAGGAGAAUUUCCGCGAGGCCGAGAAGGAGAAGCAGCGAUUGGCGGCGGAGCGCGAGCACAUGCGACAGGAAAUGAGGGAUCGCGAAUUAAAGAGGGAAAUCGAUAAGGAGCAGAGGCAGAGGAAUCGCGAGGCGACCACGACUGGCGUUGGAUUGGUUAUUGGCAAUCAAUUGGCGAAUCCAGAUCCAAAUUCCCUCGACGAAAUGGAGAAGAAGAAGGAGAAAAUAAUGCUCCUCUCGUUGCAACGAAGACAACAGCAGGAGGAAUUGAAGGAGCGCAAAGAGACGGAAGCGCAGGCGAGACGCGAACAGGAGAAAUUCAAGGAGGAGGAGAGAGCGAGGAAAAAGGACGAGGAGAGGCAGAGAAGAGCGGCGAUUUUAGAACAAUAUAAAUUAAAGAAGGCUAUCGAAGAGGCAGAGAGAGAAGGCAAAGUCAUUGAUAAGGAGAUAUUGAAUGCAAUAAAACCGACGAAACGUAAUAAAGUGGCAACGAGUCGUCCGCGUCCAAAAACAAUUCACGUCGACGCUGGCGCUGAAUUGGAUUCCGGAGCAUUAACACCGAGUCGAGGGAAGAAGGGAUCUUCCUCAAAUCUCAGCACUGCGUCGCUGAUAUCGCCAACAAUGAGACGUGAUUAUUACCGAGGCUCGCAGGACAGUCUCACAGCCGCUCAUCUCGACGAUCGACGAUCUGGUCCACUUUAUCGUGGAGGCAGCCUCAGGGUAUCUUCCGUAGAUUCGCCAGACGAUGGUCGAGGAUCAUCGCCGAGUCGAAGUACCAAUCAAUUGGGACGUCGCGGUUCUUAUAAAACGUCUCGAGAUACGCAGGAGCCUCAGCAACAGGUUAGAGGCAGGCCUAAAUACCCGACUUACCAAAACUUUAAGGGGAGAAAGUCGAAUUCCUUGAUGAAUUUGUGCGAUACAGACAGUGGACUGGGUAGAGCGACGCCACCAAGAAGAGCGCCGAGUCCAGGGAUGGGUAGCAUGAGGCAUUUACCAUCGCCUUCCGGUCCUGGUUCACUUCCGCCUGGUCUCAUGACUAAACGAAGAGUCUUCGACGAUGGCAGUAGUGACAUCAGCAGUACUCCCAGUUCAAUGAUGGACUACAAUGGACCUCGUCUUUAUAAGCAACCGGCGACAAAAUCGAAUCGCAACAUAAUGUUGAAUGCAGUUGAGUAUUGUGUUUUUCCUGGUACUGUGAAUCGUGACGCCAAGAGACGUGUUCUUGAUGAAAUUGCAAGAUCGGAGAGUAAACAUUUUCUUAUUCUAUUCCGUGAUGCGGGAUGUCAAUUUCGUGCACUCUAUUCAUACUGCCCGGAUCGUGAUGAUAUCACGAAACUUUAUGGCACUGGACCCAAGCAGGUCAUCGAUAAAAUGUUCGACAGAUUUUUCAAAUACAAUUCUGGGGGAAAGUGUUUCUCGCAAGUUCACACGAAACAUCUGACUGUAACCAUAGACGCCUUUACGAUACACAACAGCCUUUGGCAAGGGAAAAAAGUGAAUCUGCCGAAUAAAAAAGACAUGGCCCUCGUCAUAUAGUUUUUAAGGUAAUUGUCAGAAAAACAAAAACAAAACUUUAACAAAAAGAAAAAAAAACGAAAAAAAAAUUGAAAAAAAAAUUUUGAGGAAAAAAAAUGAAAAAAAUACGCUACUGUGCCCUCUGUUGUUCAUAGUUACUAUUUUAAUACAGGCCCAUAUUAAAAUUAACUCCAAAGCGCCGUUUAUUAGUCAGUUUUUAUAUAAUAUUAAAACAAAAAAAAGAAGAAGAAGAAAGAAGAGAAAAACCAAACGGUGUUGACUUUCACUUUUCGAAAAAAGAAAAAAAAAAGAAAGAUAGGAAAAAAAGGCGCUUUAAUUUUAAGCUAUCGUUACCUCAAUUUUGUUACGUUUUCAAUUCUUUACUACUUAACUACUUCUUUUUAAUCUUCUCAUCAAUUUCAUCGUCAUUGUAUUUCUUAUUCUUACUAUUUUCAUUAUUGCAAUUUUUUUUUUUUUUAUUUUUUUUUUAUAUAA
Messenger RNA from Leptopilina heterotoma, 6004 nucleotides. RefSeq names its product patronin (gene Patronin). Bases 377 to 5530 code for a protein of 1717 amino acids. Gene Ontology annotation, molecular function: calmodulin binding; spectrin binding; microtubule minus-end binding. The record is from RefSeq and is a predicted model, not a curated record. Gene Ontology annotation, biological process: neuron projection development; negative regulation of microtubule depolymerization; cytoplasmic microtubule organization. Lineage: Eukaryota; Metazoa; Arthropoda; Insecta; Hymenoptera; Figitidae. Gene Ontology annotation, cellular component: microtubule minus-end. The transcript is spliced from 25 exons.